GAAAGGCAGGGACCAGCUCCAGCUGAUCGACUUUUAGAAGUGUAAACGUCGGGGUGAGCACAUGGGUCGCAUUAUGUGUGCACAAUUGUUAAUAAACAAUAUAAAAAAUAAAAUAUCGAUGACGGUAAUGGAAUUCCGUCCCUGAAUCUGUCAUGCUGCGUCGUUGUUUCCCCCCAAAAAUCCCCUCACGCCCCCCCAGACCCCUCAUUGGCCCCCAGCCCUCGCGACCCUCCUCUGAAAAUGCCGCCGAAAAACCCAAAGCCCCGGGAAGACCCGCGGGAAUGCCUUCCGAAUUCACAGGCUACGACGGCUCAGCAAUCAGCGUCGAAGAGCUGCCCUUCGACGUAAUGAGACGAACGAAAAACUUCACGACCCUUCACCUGCUCGACAGAGACGUCUCCAAGGCCUUCGCAUCCCUCAUCAUCGACAAAAUCCCGAAGGAGCAAACAUUCAUAGCUGAGAUGAACCCAGGGAUCGGCCUGAUGACCCAGCAACUGCUGGACUCCGGGGUUUCAGUCGUCCACGGAUACGAUAAAUUCACGGAGUUCAUGCAGUGGCUGCAUCCACUCUCAAAGAGGUACCCGGGACGUCUGCACCUCAGACCCUUCAACUUGGCGACGAUCGCGAAGACCGACUUUCUGGACGGAAAGAUCAACUCCAGGAAUAUGGACAAGAUGUUCGAGGGGAUCAGACCGAGGGACUGGAGGGGACCCCCUGCCAUCGCCGUCAUCGGGGCAGUGCCGAAUGUUAAUUUUUUCUACUCCUUCCAGUGGUCACUGGUCAAUCAGUAUCUGUCGGACUAUGGGAGGGCCGUUCUCUUCGUCGCAGUGUCACCUUCAACGUCUUUGGCGCUCACAGACGACCCGAACACCAAGCACUUUCACAAACCGAAGAACAUCUUCCUCCGGACAUUCUUCGACUUCAGGAAACUGGGAACCCUUCCCAGGAACGCCUUCUACCCCUGGGUGCCCGAGAAAACCUGGAGAAAACGAUUCGCCGAGUAUUACAAGGGGGACAGCGAAAUUAUGGACGUCGUGAAGAUCGAGGCCAGGGCAGAUUUCUUCACUGAAGACUUCACUCGCAGUGACGCUAUCAUAUUCUACUACUUCCUAUCAAUUCACAUGAAAACACGAAACACCAGGAUCAUUCCAGUGCUCGAAAAAUGGAUCCCUGGCUGUGGACCUCGCCUCAUCCGCGAGGAUUACGAUAUUUACUCAACAUUCGAUGAACUUAAUUCCGAACAAUUACUUCAGCUGUUCAAGACGUUCAAGUCUUGGCCAGAGUAUGAGACUAGUCCCUUUAUUAAUUUUGUAGAAACUAUUAUACAGAGUAAAGGGACGGAAGAGUAAUUCCAAAAAUAUUUUCCCAAAAGUUCAACUUCUCAGUCGUUUACGGUCAUUAAAACGAUUUUACUGAUCACUUAAAAUAGUAAAAUAGAAGAUAAAAAGUACUUCCAUUUCUAAUUUAUUUUGCAUAAAACAAAAGCACAAAAUCACAACCAGUUCUACUGCAAUAAUAUUACAACUAAAUUGCAAAAAAUAAUUGUGUAAAUUACAAAGAAACUCAUUAAAUACCUCGCUAAUCAGUUA
Messenger RNA from Diachasma alloeum, 1589 nucleotides. It is a transcript of the gene mtTFB2, whose product is annotated as dimethyladenosine transferase 2, mitochondrial. The transcript has 4 exons. Gene Ontology annotation, biological process: transcription initiation at mitochondrial promoter; rRNA methylation. Gene Ontology annotation, molecular function: rRNA (adenine-N6,N6-)-dimethyltransferase activity; mitochondrial transcription factor activity. Gene Ontology annotation, cellular component: mitochondrial matrix. The record is from RefSeq and is a predicted model, not a curated record. The coding region runs from base 153 to 1349 and encodes 398 amino acids. Lineage: Eukaryota; Metazoa; Arthropoda; Insecta; Hymenoptera; Braconidae.